AGUAUGAAAAGACUUGGUAUUGCUUGUGGCUUGGUUCUGUUGUGUAGCUGUUUAGCAGCUCAGGCAGCACUGUACGAAGCCAUAUUGAACAGCUUCGAAGUGAUGCCGGGGGAAAUUGAGGGCAUCGUGGACUAUGGCACGGUCCGGUUGACACGCAAAGGACGCAACACCUUCAGCAUCUUGGGAUCGUUUUCGGUGUUGCAGAAUAUAGGCGACGAAGCUGAGAUAAUGUGGACGGCCUACAAGCUGGAUCCGUUCAGUGACCGUAGGCAAAAAUAUGGCGCAGGAGCGGGCAAAUUGUGUCAGGUGAUCGCCGGUGAUGAACUCGUCUAUCCUCAAUUACUGCAAGUGUCGGACUUUCCGCCGAAGGGUACCUGUCCGUUUCCGAAGGGCAACUACACGAUCGAUGAGUACGUGCUGGAUGAGAGGAGCCUUCCUCCAUUUAUUCCUCCUGGUGAGUGGCUGGUGGAGAUCAAAAUGUUACGCGAUGGCCUGCUGGGCGGUGGAUAUGGAGUACAAUUUACAGUCAAAUAA
Anopheles aquasalis is the source of this 534-nucleotide messenger RNA. RefSeq names its product Chemosensory protein A 7a (gene CheA7a). The record is from RefSeq and is a predicted model, not a curated record. Lineage: Eukaryota; Metazoa; Arthropoda; Insecta; Diptera; Culicidae.